AUGCCGCGACUCUCCUUCCUGGCCUGGCUCUGCCUCGUCGAUGCGCAGGACGACUCCUCGCUCGCUCUCGCUCCUCUCAUGGACGGAGCGCUCGCCGCGACGGCCAUGCUCGUGACGGGAGGACAGCUCACGGCGGAGGAGGAGCUCGGUGCCGUCAGCAUGAUUCUGCAGGCCGAGCCAAAGUUCCUCAUGCUUGCCAAGCACUUUGGCCAGGCGCCCUCCUACGCGACGCACCUGCGUGGUGCGCUUGGGCAGCGGCCCGCCGUCGAGCCAGCCACGCCCACCACUUGCACGACCCCGGCAGCGGCCGGCGACCCGCUCGUAGCAAGAAGGUCGGUCACUGCGUUCGCUGCGAUCCCGGUGCCGGAGGCGGUGGUGCAGCGCGCACUCGAGGCGGCCAUCCUCGCCCCGAAUCACUUCCUGACCGAGCCGUGGCGCUUCUACCUCGCGGGCCCCGAGACACGUGCGAAGCUCUGUGCGCUGAAUGAGGCCAAGCGCGAGGCGUUCGAGAAAGUGCCCGGCUGGCUGAUCGUGUCGCUCGUGCCCUCGGAGCUCGCGCCGGACGGCAGCUUCAGCACCAAGAAGGGGCUCGAGGACCACGCCGCCACCGCGGCCGCGAUACAGAACUUCAUGGUCAGCCUGGCGGCCGCGGGCGUGGGCUCCAAGUGGAUGACCGGCGCACUUGGCGUGCCGCCGGAGAAGGUGCUCGAGGCGGUGGGCGCCGACGUAGGCGCCGAGCGCUUCAUGGCCGCAGUCUGGUUUGGCUACCCUGAAACGCCGCUCUCCGCCGACCCCUCCCGCGCGCCGAAGCGCAAGAAGGGGCUGGAUGGCGUGCUCACGCGCACGGCGUAG
Molecule: messenger RNA, 852 nt
Organism: Emiliania huxleyi CCMP1516
Lineage: Eukaryota; Haptophyta; Isochrysidales; Noelaerhabdaceae
Exons: 1
Coding region: 1-852 (283 amino acids)
Molecular function (GO): oxidoreductase activity
Source: RefSeq, a predicted model, not a curated record